AUGGGCCUCCCUCCAAAGAAAAGAUCGAAGUUGGAGACAAUGGUGUUAGAACUGAUGGAACAACCAUCACCAACAACCAAACCAGUUCGAAUGAAGGCAAUAAUUUGGAAUGUUAUGGGAGCAAAUAGUAAGGCUUUUCUUUGGCACGCUUUAGACCUAGUGAAGAUGCAUCAUCCAGACAUACUGAUCAUUUUGGAGACGAAGUGUUAUAGUUUACGUGCGGAUCAAGCUACCAAGAGGCUGGGGUAUAGUAAUUUCAGAAUUAUUCCCUCGUUUGGGAAGAGAGGUGGUAUUUGGCUGAUGUGGAAAGCUGAUAUAACACUGAUGAAUUACGCUGACUCUAAGCCGAACCAUUUUCAUGCUCUCUUCAAAAUGAGGGCUAACUUGCCGGAGGUGUUACUAACGGGAAUGCAUGCUCCUAGUGUGGCGGCGGAUCGCAAUCAGUACUGGAUUGACCUCACCGAGGACUCUCCCCUGAAAGGUACUCCUUGGCUAGUUGCUGGGGACCUGAACGAAGUUCUUAGUAGUGCCGAGAAAAUGGGAGGGAGACAGGUGGGGAUAGAGAAAGGAAAAAGGUGUAAGGACUGGAUGACGGCUAAUGCGCUUCUUGAUCUGGGCUUUCAAGGGCCUCAGUUCACUUGGACUAAUGGUAGAGAUGGGAGUGCGCUUAUCAAGGGGAGGCUUGACCGUGCCCUCGCUAAUGCUGAAUGGUUGGAUGUUUUUCCAGACUCUAAGGUAAUUCACCUUCCCAGAACUUACUCAGAUCACUGUCCCCUUCUCAUUCUUUUUGAUGAUAAGCCGAGAUCCAAUUCCUUUCCUUUUCGAUGUAAGGAGGCUUGGAUUUAUCAUGAUGAUUUUGUUAAUGUGGUUAAUAAUUCCUGGGGUAGAUAUUCUGGGGAUUUUGACAUAGCUAGGGCAGACUUCUUACAGAAAGCUAAAAUUUGGAAUAGGCAUGUUUUUGGGAGUCUGGAGUCUAGGAAGAAAAGAAUUUUGGCUCGUCUUAGCGGCAUUCAAAAGUCUCUCUCUUUGCGUCAUUCCACUUUUCUGGCCACUCUGGAGGUGGAUCUUUUACGGGAGUUGAAUAAUAUCAUGAAACAGGAACGGUGUUUUUGGGCUCAGAAAGCAGGAAUUAAUAGAGCGAAGCUAGGUGACAUGAACACUAAGUACUUUCAUACUUUAGCUAAAAUUAAAAACUGCAGGAAAAAGAUUGUGUGUCUUAGAAACUCUAACAAUGAGUGGGUGUCAGAUGAUGAGACCUUGAAAAAAAUGAUGACAAAACAUUUCCAAUUCAUUUUUUCCUCUUCACAUACCUCCCACAAAAGGAAAAAUUCCUUCUCGGGCGUAUCAGCUGUUUCGGAUGAAUGGCGAGUCAAGUUGGAAGUUUCAGUUAGUGAGGUGGAGGUUAGGGAGGCUUUGGCUCAAAUGGCUUCCAUGAAAUGCCCUGGCCCAGAUGGGAUCCAGGCGGUAUUUUAG
Molecule: messenger RNA, 1473 nt
Organism: Beta vulgaris subsp. vulgaris (sugar beet)
Lineage: Eukaryota; Viridiplantae; Streptophyta; Magnoliopsida; Caryophyllales; Amaranthaceae
Exons: 1
Coding region: 1-1473 (490 amino acids)
Molecular function (GO): catalytic activity
Source: RefSeq, a predicted model, not a curated record